GCUCGCGGCUCGCUCGGCGGUGCAAGAUGGCGGACAUCUCCCUGGACGAGCUCAUCCGGAAGCGAGGGGCUGCGGCGAAGGGGCGAUGAGGAGCUGGAGGCGGAGUGACUUGCCCGAAGCCACGGAGAGCUGAGAUCGGUGCCGAGUGCACUUUAUGAGCUGGCUGAGUUGGCCUCAGGCUUGGGCAGAAAACAGGCUCAAUACCAGACCAGGAGUUGGAGGUGUCCGAUCUCGUGUUGGGAUCCAACAGAGCCUUCUCGGCCAGCCAGCGCGCACAGCCACCUUCCAGCAGAGGUUUGAUGCUCGGCAGAAGAUUGGCCUCUCAGAUGCCCGGCUCAAGCUGGGAGUCAAGGAUGCUCGGGAAAAGCUUUUGCAGAAAGAUGCCCGGUUCCGGAUCAAAGGGAAAGUGCAGGAUGCCAGAGAGAUGCUGAAUUCCCGCAAGCAGCAGAGCACGGUGCCCCAGAAGCCCCACCAGGUGGCUGAUGCCAGGGAGAAGAUCAGCUUGAAGCGGAAUUCCCCUGCUGCCUUCCUGAGCCCGCCCACUGGGACAGUGACCCCUGCUCUGAAGCUCACGAAAACCAUCCAGGUUCCACAGCAGAAGGCCGUGGCGCCAACUCAUGCCCAUCCUGCUGGAAUGAGGAUCAACGUCGUCAAUAACCACCAGGCCAAACAGAAUUUAUAUGACCUGGAUGAAGACGAUGAUGUUAUAGCUCCCAUUCCUAGUAAACAGAUGAAAUUUGCAGCCUCAGGCAGCUUUCUCCACCACGUGGGUGGGGUGAGCAGUUCCAAGCUUUCCAUGUCCAAGGCCCUUCCUCUCACCAAAGUGGUUCAGAAUGACGCAUACACAGCUCCUGCUCUCCCCUCCUCUGUUCGGACAAAAGCCUGGACCAGCACGUCCCGGACGCUAGCGAGCAGGGAGGAUCCCCCCAAAGAGCUGCCACCUGCGGAGCCUGUCCUCAGCCCUUUGGAAGGCACCAAGAUGACCGUGAAUAACCUGCACCCUCGAGUCACCGAGGAGGACAUUGUUGAGCUCUUUUGUGUUUGUGGAGCCCUGAAGCGAGCUCGGCUGGUCCAUCCUGGGGUAGCAGAGGUGGUCUUUGUGAAGAAGGACGAUGCCAUCACCGCAUAUAAGAAGUAUAACAACCGGUGUCUGGAUGGGCAACCAAUGAAAUGCAACCUGCACAUGAAUGGGAACGUUAUCACCUCAGACCAGCCCAUCCUCCUACGGCUGAGCGACAGCCCCUCAGUAAAAAAGGAGAGUGAGCUGCCUCGCAGGGUGAAUUCUGCCACCUCAUCCAACCCUCCAGCCGAAGUGGACCCUGACACCAUCCUGAAGGCACUUUUCAAGUCCUCAGGGGCCUCUGUGACCACACAGCCCACAGAAUUCAAAAUCAAACUUUGAGCGGGGGAGCGAGACAGCCAGAAGCGGGGGCAGAGGAGGGUGGCUCUGUUUCCCAAAACAAAGAUUGUGACCUAUGGGCCAUUGGACUGGAGGCCCCCGAGCGUGGGAAGGGUCGCCGGGGGUAGAGAGCUUCCUCACUGGA
Kogia breviceps (pygmy sperm whale) is the source of this 1544-nucleotide messenger RNA. It is a transcript of the gene POLDIP3, whose product is annotated as DNA polymerase delta interacting protein 3. The record is from RefSeq and is a predicted model, not a curated record. Gene Ontology annotation, cellular component: nuclear speck; nucleus. Gene Ontology annotation, biological process: poly(A)+ mRNA export from nucleus. Lineage: Eukaryota; Metazoa; Chordata; Mammalia; Artiodactyla; Physeteridae. Gene Ontology annotation, molecular function: mRNA binding.